Messenger RNA from Phytophthora sojae, 486 nucleotides. RefSeq lists its product as hypothetical. The annotation marks the transcript as partial. Lineage: Eukaryota; Oomycota; Peronosporomycetes; Peronosporales; Peronosporaceae. The transcript has a single exon. The record is from RefSeq and is a predicted model, not a curated record.
AUGAGCUCAAGCCAAGCCUCCAGCGACGAUUUUCCCAGACUCGUCGGAGCCGACAACGUCUGGAAGGCUCGCGUGUGCGCAGCCCUCGACGGAAAGCAUCUACUUGGAUUCGUGACGAAGCCCGACGACGAUGGUGUCUCCGAGGACGACAGCGAGGACAGCGGGAGCGACAUGUCCGACGCCGACGACCCGCCGAAGACCAAGCCGGCAAAGACGGCUGAGAUCGACUCCGACGAGAGUGACUACGAUGUCAAGCCCCAAUCAGGCUCUGACGAAGACUCAAGUGGUGACUCGGACUCUGUGAUCAAGCGCAAGGACCUGCCCGUUAUCCGGCCGUUUAACCGCCAUGAUGCACGACAAGCGCGCAAGCCGUUGAAGAAGCCGAAGACCAAGCGUGAGCGCCGUCGCCAGGAAGCCAAGACCAAGGCAUUUCUGAUGAAGACGAUGGACAACACGCACGUUCGGCUGGUCAAAAAUCUCGUCACG